Molecule: messenger RNA, 6369 nt
Organism: Corticium candelabrum
Lineage: Eukaryota; Metazoa; Porifera; Homoscleromorpha; Homosclerophorida; Plakinidae
Exons: 41
Coding region: 30-6209 (2059 amino acids)
Biological process (GO): actin filament organization; vesicle transport along actin filament
Cellular component (GO): vesicle; myosin complex; actin cytoskeleton
Molecular function (GO): ATP binding; microfilament motor activity; actin filament binding
Source: RefSeq, a predicted model, not a curated record
ACCGCUUGCAUCGGUGCAGCCCUACUCUAAUGGAUGCCUCAGAUGUAGACACAGGAGCUGCAAAUGUAGAAAAAUCUAGAGAAGAAACGGAUGUCUCUGAUGUGCGUGAUCUCGCUCAUUGCGGAGAGCUGACCGAUAAGGGUCUGCUGCAGGAGCUCAAAUUAAGAUACCAACAGAAUGAUAUUUAUACGUUCUCUGGGCGUAUCCUCGUCGCUUUCAAUCCGUUCAAACCGCUUCCGUUGUAUGGAUCGGACGAAUUACGUUUGCAACAACGCGCCAGCGUGUACACCAACAAGCCCCACGUCUUUUCCACAUCAAACAAGGCGAUUUCUUCCCUUCUGGCCACUUCAAGUGAUCAGACCAUACUUGUGAGUGGAAACAGCGGAUCUGGAAAGACAGAGACGUGCAAGUAUAUACUAAAGUAUAUUUUCGACUCGUCAGUCGUCGUUGCUAGGGGCGACGAGCUCAAGAGCAAACAGAAAGAUUUAUCUAACGUCUUACUGCGAAGUGGCGUUGUACUCGAAGCUUUCGGAAACGCCAGAACGGCGGAAAACAAGAAUUCAACUCGAUGUGGGCGUGGCACUGAGUUGGGUAUAUCACGUGACUCGGGAGUUAUGACGUCAGCGCGCAUUUCUCAUUUCUGUCUCGACUGCGCACGCGUCACGUGCAACGACAGACAUAAUUUUCACGUGUUUUCCUACAUGGUAGCCGGUUUGUCACGUGAUCUGUUGACCCGGAUGGGAAUCAACAAAGACGAAGUCACGAAUCAUAGAUUUCUAGGCGAUCGUGUGGCUGUCGACAGCGACGCAGUUAGAAAUUAUGCAAGAAUGAGAGCGGCGUUUCAAACGUUAGAAAUAUCAAGUCAACAGCUUGAAAAACUUUUUUCAGUAUUAGGUGCACUCAUUCAGCUCGGCGAUAUCAAAUUCAAAACUGAAAACUUGACUGGAGAAAAGCGAGACAAAAAAUUGGAAUUGAAAUUAUUCCGGCUGCCGUCCGAAGUACAAAAAUCUUUGAAAAAUUAUUGUGUGGAUUCUAUUGUGUCGAGUGGCUUGUUGGUCGCUUCACUUGGACAGCAGAGAUCAGCGGUAGCUGUGAAGGGUGCGAAGAAAAUGGUAAAAGCUUGGAAGGAGGAAGACAAGAGAUCGAGUGAGGCGGAUGUAUUGACUUGCAGUGAGGAAGCAAAGAUUGUUGCCGAUUUAUUGGAAGUUAGUUUCGAGUCGUUGCAACGUGUGUUGCUGAGUACUGCAAGAGGAGAGGCGAGGUCUCCACAGCAAGCAUCACAGACAAGAGAUGUAACAGUCAGACAACUUUACAAAGGCGUUUUUGCUUGGCUGGUGUUACAAAUCAAUAGCAAAUUGGCUAGUCUCUCUGCCUCACUCUCUGAGGGCUCACCUGUCAACACAAUUACUGUUUUGGAUGUUUGUGGCUUUGAGAAUCCUGCUGUGAACGGUUUCAUAGAAUUGUGUUAUAAUACUAUCAGCGAGGCCUUGCAACAAUUGUUUUGGCAAAGAUUGGUGACGUAUGAAGAAGAAAUAUACGACGACGAAGGUAUCCAAUACAACAGCAUCAGCCAAGACAACAAUGAACAAAUUGUUGAUCUCCUCAUGAAGCCGGAAGGCAUUUUAAGUAUCAUAGAUGGUUGUGUAGACCCAAGAGUGGAGAGUUGGGCUACAGAGAGCUCAUCACAUGUAGACAAAUUGAUGGGCAGCUUGUCUAGGCUAAGUGAUGAGAACCAUCAUUGUUAUGUUGUUCAGGAUGAUGCGGUCAGGUUUGCUGUGUGUCAUUUUACUGGCGAUGUGACGUAUGACUGUGGUGAUUGGAUUGCUGCAAGUUGUGAGGAGAUGCCUGCAGAUGUUGUGGAGCUACUGAUGACGAGUAGAUGUGAGGUAGUGAAGCAGAUUGCAGAGACUUGUAGCAAGACAUCAGAUGUAUGGACGAAGCAUACUCCAGAAGGAGAAUCUCGUGCAUCAAGACUAAAAAGUGGGCUAUCAUCACUUGUUCAGAAGAUACGCCACUCAACACCUCACUUUGUUUGCUGCAUCAAGCCAAAUGACAAACAUGAAGCUGGUGUUUUUGAUGAGGAGUACGUUCUUCCACAGAUACAGCAUUAUGGUUUGGUACAAGCGGCUGCCAUGACGGCAUACGGAUAUUCGUUUAGAUUGACAUUCAAGGAGUUUAUUGAUCGCUUUCGUUCAAUUGCUUUCAACCAGUUGGAUGUGGAGGCAACGAAAGACAACUGUGUUGUCAUAUUGGAGAAAGUUGGCUUGCAGGAGUGGCAAAUAGGGAACACACAGGUGCUGAUGAAAGCUUGGCAUGAAGUGGAUUUAGAGAAGGCAGUUUGUGGUGAACACAACGUGACAAUGGAAAUUGAGACAAUCCCAGAUGUUCAGGCUCACCUCGAUGCAAAGAAAGAAACAGAACAGAAGUCAUCCGAUUCGAAGGAAGUGGCAGGAGACUUUCUUGAAAUUAGACUAGAUGGUGUUGAUGUGGAGUGUCCUCCACCAUUGCCAGUAAGGAGUCCACAUUUGCAGUUGUCUGAAAGUAAUCUGUCUGCAGUACCAGCUGAAGAGGUUGGUAAACUGGGAAGCCAAGGGACACAAGUGUCGACCACUAGUCUGGUGCCUGAGCUGCCCAACACAAGAUUUCAAUCGAGAGCAUUAUCAGCAUCACACAUUCAAGGCCCUAACCACAUGAACCGUCCACCUCUUCCCGUGAAGAGACGAACAGCACCAACAAUUCCAAUCAUCGUCCAUGAUACGGAGAGUCCGCCUCCUCUGCCAAAACGAUUGACUCCCAUACGUUUGACCGUGAAGCCAAAUAUGCUGCCACGGCUUGAUGUAUCGAAGCCAUCAGACAUUGAUGUAGCAGAGGACGUUGAAGAUCCAGAAUAUAUAGAAGUCAUUGAUAACGGACCCGUGAAAUCAGGAGGAAAUGAACGGGAAGGUGACAAGUUGACUGUCGAAAGUGAUGAAUCGGAUCGUCGGCACAGUCUUACAUCACCCAGCGUUGACAAACAACUCUUUGAUUGGGAAAAUGCGAGCAAUGAAAUGCCAGAGUAUUUGACACUAAUAGGUGUGUCAUCAGACAAACACACAGGGAAUAAACAGUUGUCAGAUGAGAGUCGUGAAGGUGAUGGUGGCAAUUCACAACUGUAUCCUCGAGCAAAGAAAAUGUCACUGAUGAUUGAGACAACUGAAGAGAAGUGGGGACAGAGCAAACAGAGAAGUGGAAAGCCAGUGGUGACGUCAGGAUGGAAUCCAGCUGCUUUUGCAAAAGCAAAAGAGACACAAGAAGAUCUUGAACAACAACUCUGGUAUCAUGGAAAUAUAUCACGUUCAGAAGCCGAGUCUCGUCUCCUGUCUUACUCACAAGACCAGUUCCUUAUUAGGCAAAGCAAGACAUCACAGGGUUACUCACUGUCCGCGAGUCAUCAUGGUGCUGUAUUUCAUUACUUGAUUAACGUGGCGCCGAAUUCAGGACGAUUUGUGAUUGUUGGUAACACUCGAACGUUUCCAUCCCUUAGCGUUCUAAUUGCAUAUCAUCACAAUCACUUCGUAGCAAAAUCGAUUGGUUUGCUUGUCAAACCAUGUCCAAAACAGCGGUCGGCAUCAUUUUCUCAUGCAUCAGCAGUGUCAUCACCUAAUCUUCAAGAGGUUACAACACCUUUGCCUCGUAUGUCACAAAAAGCUCUAAGUCAGCCCAGUGGCGUUCAUUCAAAUGGCUCUAAGCACUCUGGAAGUCGUCCCCAGUUGCAAUUGUGUUUAACUGGACGGGAAUCUUCCAGACUGACCAGUAGAGUGCAAGGCCCUAUCAUUCCUGCUGCACAUGAGGCAGGUCCACUUCAGUCUCUCGAAGGCAUGAGUUCAUUAGAUCGUCCAGAUGUUCCACCGAGACGAAUGAACUCACCAGUAGACACCGGAAACAACCAAGGUCUUCUAUGUGAGGUAGUGAAGCAGAUUGCAGAGACUUGUAGCAAGACAUCAGAUGUAUGGACGAAGCAUACUCCAGAAGGAGAAUCUCGUGCAUCAAGACUAAAAAGUGGGCUAUCAUCACUUGUUCAGAAGAUACGCCACUCAACACCUCACUUUGUUUGCUGCAUCAAGCCAAAUGACAAACAUGAAGCUGGUGUUUUUGAUGAGGAGUACGUUCUUCCACAGAUACAGCAUUAUGGUUUGGUACAAGCGGCUGCCAUGACGGCAUACGGAUAUUCGUUUAGAUUGACAUUCAAGGAGUUUAUUGAUCGCUUUCGUUCAAUUGCUUUCAACCAGUUGGAUGUGGAGGCAACGAAAGACAACUGUGUUGUCAUAUUGGAGAAAGUUGGCUUGCAGGAGUGGCAAAUAGGGAACACACAGGUGCUGAUGAAAGCUUGGCAUGAAGUGGAUUUAGAGAAGGCAGUUUGUGGUGAACACAACGUGACAAUGGAAAUUGAGACAAUCCCAGAUGUUCAGGCUCACCUCGAUGCAAAGAAAGAAACAGAACAGAAGUCAUCCGAUUCGAAGGAAGUGGCAGGAGACUUUCUUGAAAUUAGACUAGAUGGUGUUGAUGUGGAGUGUCCUCCACCAUUGCCAGUAAGGAGUCCACAUUUGCAGUUGUCUGAAAGUAAUCUGUCUGCAGUACCAGCUGAAGAGGUUGGUAAACUGGGAAGCCAAGGGACACAAGUGUCGACCACUAGUCUGGUGCCUGAGCUGCCCAACACAAGAUUUCAAUCGAGAGCAUUAUCAGCAUCACACAUUCAAGGCCCUAACCACAUGAACCGUCCACCUCUUCCCGUGAAGAGACGAACAGCACCAACAAUUCCAAUCAUCGUCCAUGAUACGGAGAGUCCGCCUCCUCUGCCAAAACGAUUGACUCCCAUACGUUUGACCGUGAAGCCAAAUAUGCUGCCACGGCUUGAUGUAUCGAAGCCAUCAGACAUUGAUGUAGCAGAGGACGUUGAAGAUCCAGAAUAUAUAGAAGUCAUUGAUAACGGACCCGUGAAAUCAGGAGGAAAUGAACGGGAAGGUGACAAGUUGACUGUCGAAAGUGAUGAAUCGGAUCGUCGGCACAGUCUUACAUCACCCAGCGUUGACAAACAACUCUUUGAUUGGGAAAAUGCGAGCAAUGAAAUGCCAGAGUAUUUGACACUAAUAGGUGUGUCAUCAGACAAACACACAGGGAAUAAACAGUUGUCAGAUGAGAGUCGUGAAGGUGAUGGUGGCAAUUCACAACUGUAUCCUCGAGCAAAGAAAAUGUCACUGAUGAUUGAGACAACUGAAGAGAAGUGGGGACAGAGCAAACAGAGAAGUGGAAAGCCAGUGGUGACGUCAGGAUGGAAUCCAGCUGCUUUUGCAAAAGCAAAAGAGACACAAGAAGAUCUUGAACAACAACUCUGGUAUCAUGGAAAUAUAUCACGUUCAGAAGCCGAGUCUCGUCUCCUGUCUUACUCACAAGACCAGUUCCUUAUUAGGCAAAGCAAGACAUCACAGGGUUACUCACUGUCCGCGAGUCAUCAUGGUGCUGUAUUUCAUUACUUGAUUAACGUGGCGCCGAAUUCAGGACGAUUUGUGAUUGUUGGUAACACUCGAACGUUUCCAUCCCUUAGCGUUCUAAUUGCAUAUCAUCACAAUCACUUCGUAGCAAAAUCGAUUGGUUUGCUUGUCAAACCAUGUCCAAAACAGCGGUCGGCAUCAUUUUCUCAUGCAUCAGCAGUGUCAUCACCUAAUCUUCAAGAGGUUACAACACCUUUGCCUCGUAUGUCACAAAAAGCUCUAAGUCAGCCCAGUGGCGUUCAUUCAAAUGGCUCUAAGCACUCUGGAAGUCGUCCCCAGUUGCAAUUGUGUUUAACUGGACGGGAAUCUUCCAGACUGACCAGUAGAGUGCAAGGCCCUAUCAUUCCUGCUGCACAUGAGGCAGGUCCACUUCAGUCUCUCGAAGGCAUGAGUUCAUUAGAUCGUCCAGAUGUUCCACCGAGACGAAUGAACUCACCAGUAGACACCGGAAACAACCAAGUAAGUGAUCCAGCAGUUGCUGCAAAGAUUCAGGAGCUCAGCUGUCUUAUUAAUUUGGAGGAAAAGAUUGUUGAGGCGGUAGAGAGCACAGUAGACUUGCCGAAUAUUGAUAAAAAGUCAAGGAAGAAGCAGCAGAAAACACUGGCAAGGUCACAAACAAAGCUGUUAAAGCUCAAUGCACAAUUGAGAGAACUACACCAGAAGCACAGUGGAUUCACAUGAGCUAUAUAUGUGGUACUGCACCUCUCUAUCUCUUUCUAUAGCAUGCUAUCGAUGUCACAGACAAUUUGAUUAAUAUAUUCAUAUAAUUGAUUAAUUGUUUUGUAUGGAGAGUUGUGCAAGUCGAUUCAUAUCAGUUGCUCAUUGCUUGUAUGCACUCAAA